Molecule: messenger RNA, 1228 nt
Organism: Choloepus didactylus (southern two-toed sloth)
Lineage: Eukaryota; Metazoa; Chordata; Mammalia; Pilosa; Megalonychidae
Gene: APOO
Product: apolipoprotein O
Exons: 9
Coding region: 269-865 (198 amino acids)
Biological process (GO): cristae formation
Cellular component (GO): MICOS complex
Source: RefSeq, a predicted model, not a curated record
CGGCGCAGAGGCGGAGCCUCGGGGAGGGCAGGGCUUGGGUUCGCCCGCAGCCGGGCUGCGAAGCGCCGCAGCUCAACAACGCUGCUCCCAGUCCAGGGUGGUGGGACUAAGGCUUCGCCGGAUCAAGUUGGCUGUACUGCCGUCACCCGCGCCCCGGCCCGUUCGCGGUCGGGGAAAGCCGGGCCCUGACGGGCCGCCGUAGCUGCCUUUCCGUAGUGGGCGGAGCCGAGUCCGAAGUGACCCCGCCGGAACCACCGCUGCCAGCGACAUGUUCAAGGUAAUUCUGAGGUCGGUGGGACCAGCCAGCCUGAGUCUGCUCACCUUCAAAGUCUAUGCGUCACCAAAAAAGGAAUCGCCUCACAAAAAUUCCAUGAAGGUUGAUGAGCUUUCACUCUACUCAGUUCCAGAGGGUCAGUCUAAAUAUGUGGAGGAGCCAAGGACGCAACUUGAAGAAAGCUUUUCACAGCUUCGACAUUAUUGUGAACCAUAUACAAAUUGGUGCCAGGAAACGUACUCCCAAACUAAGCCCAAGAUGCAAAGUAUUGUUCAACAGGGGGUAGACAGCUAUGAAUAUCUCCAAAAUGCACCUCCUGGAUUUUUUCCAAGACUUGGUGUAAUUGGCUUUGCUGGACUUCUUGGACUCCUUUUGGCUAGAGGUUCAAAAAUAAAGAAGCUGGUGUAUCCUCCUGGUUUCAUGGGAUUAGCUGCCUCAAUCUAUUAUCCACAACAAGCUAUCGUAUUUGCCCAGGUCAGUGGGGAGAAAUUAUAUGAUUGGAGUUUGCGAGGAUAUAUAGUUAUUGAAGAUUUGUGGAAGGAGAAUUUUCAAAAGCCAGGAAAUGUGAAGAAUUCACCCGGAAAUAAGUAGGAUACUUCUUGCUCUGCCCAUUUUAAUCAGUUAUAGGUAAACAUUGGAACCUCCAUACAGUAAAUCAGUAUUUCUGCAGAAAAAAUGGCGGAGAAGUCAGUAUUGAAUGUAAUAAAUUGGCUUUUUCUUCUUCAUGAAAAACUAUACUAGCCCUCUCUGUUAACUUGGGUGAUGCCAUGUUACAAGUGGACUAAUCAGGAAUCUUUUCACCUAGAGAUAAUAUACAAGCCUUAGAACUCCUUGUUCUGAUGUUGCUAUUUAUGUACACAAUUAAAAUCUCAAGUAAAAAAACCCAAACUUGUCCUGCUGUCUUUUCUACUAUUAUUGAGUGAUGUUUUAAGCCUGUCUUGUACCCAUGUAUAU